Molecule: messenger RNA, 1341 nt
Organism: Hibiscus syriacus
Lineage: Eukaryota; Viridiplantae; Streptophyta; Magnoliopsida; Malvales; Malvaceae
Product: UPF0481 protein At3g47200-like
Exons: 1
Coding region: 1-1341 (446 amino acids)
Source: RefSeq, a predicted model, not a curated record
AUGGAAGCAGCAAGGGGAAGAUCGAAAGAAAUCGUUCUAAUCGAUGUAGGAUCGUUGGCUUCUCCGCAGGAUGUACUGAGAGAUGCUGGUUUAUCCAUGCCCCAAAGUUACUGCAUCUUCAACAUCCCGACCAUACUCUUCAGGCACAACGAAAACUCAUUUCUCCCCAAUUGUUUCUCCAUUGGGCCAGUGCACCGUGGAAAAAACCACUUGGUAGCCACUGAGAAAAUCAAAAUGAAGUACUUGAAAGCUUGUGUUUCCAGGGUGAUUACAAGUCGUCACGGGACGAUGUCCCAAGAAUCCAAGGAGGUUGAAGAACAGAAAGUUUUAUCUGAUUUGAUUAAUUCUGUUAAGUCUAUUGAGAAACAGGCCAGUGCUUGCUAUGCAGGCUAUGAUUUUGCUGCGGAAUUGGGUGAUGAAUUCGUUAGAACAAUGCUGCUCGAUGGUGUCUUCAUUAUCGAGCUGUUCCAUAAAGAUUCCGAAAAGGUCAAGGAGCACGGUGACCCGAUUUUCUCUAUGUCAUGUAUGCUGCAAUAUCUGUACCAUGAUCUGAUCUUGCUUGAGAAUCAAAUCCCCUGGUUAGUGCUUGAACUGUUGUUUGAAAAAACCAGUCUCCUUAAUGAACCCAAGUCCCUGAUUGAACUUUCCCUUUUGUUCUUUGCUAAUACCUUCACUUCUCAUCCACCUCCUGUACAAACAUCACGUUUCAAAUAUCAAGAUAUCAAGCAUAUUCUUGAUUUGUUAAGAUUGUCCCUGGUGUUACCAUUCCAAGAAAUCAAAAACAAACUGACAACCGGAUGGCAACCGAUUCGUUCCGUCACAAGGCUCAAGGAAGCUGGCGUAAAAUUCAAGAAAGGCACAGCAGAUUCCGUCUUGGACAUAAAGUUUAACAACGGUUGUCUCGAAAUCCCGUCGUUGCUUAUCCAAGAGACGACCGAACCGAUCUUCCAGAACCUGAUCGCAUACGAGCAGUGUUUUGGACAUUGUCAACCUAUAUUCACUUGCUAUGCCAAGCUCCUGGACAACCUUAUCGACACCAACAAUGACAUGGAGAUACUGUGCAAGAACGAGAUCAUCGAUAACUGGCUGAGUCUCGAAGAUUCAACCCAGUUUUUCAAUAAUCUUUACAAUGAUACUUAUAUCAAGGAAUUCUAUUAUUUGGGACUUAGCGAUAAACUCGAUAGUCAUUGCAGAAGGUGGUGGCCUCGAUGGCGAGCAGCCUAUGUGCACAACUAUUUCACAAAGCCUUGGGCUAUUGCAGCGCAAAUUUAUGCUGUUAUCAUGUUUUUUCUCACAGUGUGGCAAACCUAUAUAAAAAAGGAUACCCCAGUUCAACAUUAA